UGUUUUUCUGUCUUUGAACAGAUGCGUGUUCAUGGCCAUCUUCACGUUUGAAGCGGUGGUUAAAGUCGUGGCCCGAGGACUCUGUGCUGGACGCUUCACCUUCCUCAGAGACGGCUGGAACUGGCUGGACGUGCUGGUCAUCUGCACCGGAUAUCUGACACAGGUUGUAAAUGUGAGGAUAUUUACUGUGCUGGGCUCAGUCGCUCGUGUGCUGAAGAUCAUCCCAGUCUUCCCAGGUCUCAAGAAGACUGUUGGAGAUCUCGUCCAAUCAGUGAAGAGACUCGGUGGUGUCAUCGCUCUGAUGCUUUUUUUCUUUGGCCUCUGCGCUCUGAUUGGUCAGCAUCUCUUCAUGGGAAACCUGAAUCAUAAGUGUGUUGUGUGGCCGCCAGAGUCCUCAGACAACCAGAGCUCCCAGUACAACUACAGCCAGUCCAACUACGCCAAGUACAUCAACGACCACGCAAACUUAUACUACCUGCCCGAUCAAAGGGACGCUCUGCUGUGUGGAAACACCUCUAAUGCCGGGACCUGUCCUCCAGGUUACAGCUGUAUGAGGACAGGGAGUAACCCUGACUACGGAUACACCAGCUUCGACUCGUUCGGCUGGUCCCUGCUGUCUGUGGUUCGGCUGGUGAGCAAGGACUUCUGGGAAAACCUGAUGCUGCAGGUGUUGCGAUCCUCUGGGAAACCCUACCUCACUUUCUUCCUGCUCGUCGUUUUCCCCGCCGGGUUCUUUGUCCUCAGCCUCAUUGUGGCGGUGGUUGCCUUGGCAGCCGGCGAGCAGCAGGGCGCGGCGGUCAGCAAAUCAAAACAGAGAGAAGAAGAGUUCAGUCAGAUCCUGGAGGCGAUAAAGAGGAGUGAGGAAGAGGAGACAGCCAACAGGGCGGCACUCUCACAGGAACCAGAGGAGGAGAAGAAGGACAGCAUGGAAGGGUUGGAGGAGGUCCAGCGCUCGUGUCCUGCUUGCUGCUCUGUCACCUGUAAAGUCCUCCUGAAGUGGAACUGCUGUGGCUGCUGGCGGGGGAUCAAACAACUGCUCCAGGCCCUGGUGAGGGACCCGCUGUUCGACCUUGGGGUCGUGCUCUGCCUCGUCAUCAACACCAUCUUCAUGUCUCUGGAACAUUUCCCCAUGACGGAGCAGUUAAGCUCCAUGCUGAAUGACAUACAACUGGUCUUCACGGUGAUCUUUAUCGUUGAGAUGCUCCUGAAACUCGUGGCCUUCGAUCCGUACGGAUAUUUCCAGGUAUCCUGGAACGUCUAUGACAGCAUCAUCGUCUUCGUCAGUCUGCUGCUCCUCGCCGACAUCAUCAACCUGCCCUUCCUCCUAUUGAUGCGGUUCCUCCGGCUGGCCAGGUGGUGGCCGAUGCUCCACAUGUUGAUGAAGAUCAUCUGGACGGCUCUGAGUUCUCUGAGGAACCUGACGCUCCUCCUCUUCAUCACGCUCUUCAUCUUCUCCAUUGCUGGCAUGCAGCUUUUUGGAAAGGACUACAAAGACCAAGUCUGUCGCAUCGCAGAGGACUGCAAGCUUCCUCGUUUCCACAUGACAGACUUCUUCCACUCCCUCCUGGUGGUCCUCAGGGUUCUGUUCGGGGACUGGGUCGAGGCGCUGUGGGACUGCAUGGAGGUCUCCAGAAAGACAUCCUGUCUCCUCUUCUUCAUGAUGCUCCUCGUCUCAGGAAACCUGCUGGUCCUGAACCUGUUCCUGGUCUUGUUGCUGAGUCCGCUCCGUGGUCUCAGUCCGGCAGGUCCAGAAGAGAAGGUCAAUAACAACGUCCAGAUGGCUUUGAGGCGGAUCUACAGAGCUACUGGGAGUCUGCUGGGGAGGAAGACCGGCGCUAAACCAGAACUCACAGAGAGUGACGGACAGGAAGUGGACAGGAAGGAACACCUGGCUCUAGACAUCAGGACCAACGGAGAUCACGAGGUGCACGAGGAGACGCCUGAACAGAAAGCAAAAACUCCUGAAGGCCAUCAGCACGGAGACCCUGAGGACUGCUGCAGCCAGAAGUGCUGUCCCCUCCAGGUCGUAGACUCGUCCCGUGGAGCAGGGCAGGUCUGGACUAACUUCAGGAGGUUCUGCCUCUGCAUCGUCCAACACAAGCUCUUUGAGAUCUUCAUCAUCUUAUUCAUCGUGCUGAGCAGCGUGGCUCUGGUAGGCAUUCUGAUGUUUAUAUACAGUAUUGUGUCUUUGUGGUGGUUCUGUGUGCAUUGUGUCCCUGGUCAUGUGAUGCAUCGUGUCCCUGGUCAUGUGAUGCAUUGUGUCCCUGGUCAUGUGAUGCAUUGUGUCCCUGGUCAUGUGACGUGUCCCUGGUCAAGUGAUGCAUCGUGUCCCUGGUCAUGUGAUGCAUCGUGUCCCUGGUCAUGUGAUGCAUCGUGUCCCUGGUCAUGUGAUGCAUUGUGUCCCUGGUCAUGUGACGUGUCCCUGGUCAAGUGAUGCAUCGUGUCCCCGGUCAUUUGUGA
This is a messenger RNA of Gymnodraco acuticeps, 2460 nucleotides long. Its product is annotated as sodium channel protein type 4 subunit alpha A-like. Gene Ontology annotation, cellular component: plasma membrane; voltage-gated sodium channel complex; axon. Gene Ontology annotation, molecular function: voltage-gated sodium channel activity. The record is from RefSeq and is a predicted model, not a curated record. The transcript has 15 exons. The annotation marks the transcript as partial. Lineage: Eukaryota; Metazoa; Chordata; Actinopteri; Perciformes; Bathydraconidae. Gene Ontology annotation, biological process: neuronal action potential; sodium ion transmembrane transport; membrane depolarization during action potential.